Molecule: messenger RNA, 303 nt
Organism: Desarmillaria tabescens
Lineage: Eukaryota; Fungi; Basidiomycota; Agaricomycetes; Agaricales; Physalacriaceae
Exons: 2
Coding region: 1-303 (100 amino acids)
Source: RefSeq, a predicted model, not a curated record
AUGUCUUCUCAGGAAACCGCUACCAAAUUCGCCGCUGCUGAAGGGUUCACCGCUGGUGACAACCAGGUCGCGCCCGCCACCAACAGGGGAUUGGGCCGUGGUGGUGUUGGCAAGCAAAAGGAGGCUCUGAAGCUCCGCUUGGACCUCAACCUCGAAGUCGAGAUUGCCAUUCAGGCUAAGGUCAACGGUGACAUCACCCUUUCGCUCCUGAGAAUCCGGCUAGUUGGAGGGGUAUUAGGUUCGUAUCACCUCGUUUCCGGUUUGCCUUCGUUUGUUAAAGCUGCCCUUCUAGAUACACGUUAA